CUAGGCCAAAACGUUGAGAUCACUGAGACGGUAGACGAGAUCUACGCUUGGGUCAUCCCUUAUCUCUACAGCAUCGUGUUCACAAUGACAAUGCAAAUGUACCUCCAAGCGCAGAUGAAAAAUGCCAUUAUAGGCGUUCUCUCCGUCAUAGCCCUGGUAUUGGACAUCGCAGUGACGUGGUGGUGUGUUAGCGUGAUGGGGGGGAUCCAUGGUGCGCUUCUAGGGCUUAAUGUUAGCUCGUGGUCAAUGGUAAUAGCCGAGUUUGUGUAUGUCUUUGGAGGGUGGUGCCCGCAUACUUGGAGUGGCUUUAGCACUGCUGCUUUUGUUGAUCUUAUUCCCAUGCUCAAGUUAUCUGUUACCUCCGGCUUAAUGCUCUGCUUAGAGUACUGGUAUACGAGCAUCCUCGUCUUGAUGUCUGGAUAUGCAAAGGAUGCGAAUAUCGCAAUUUCUGCUUUCGCCAUAUGCCAAUAUAUAUACACCUGGGAGCUGAACAUAUGCCUCGGCUUUUUUGGUGCAGCAUGGUAUGCAACUAUGUAAUUAUAUAUAUAUAUAUGUAACACUUCGUUUACAAUAUUUUGAU
Messenger RNA from Camelina sativa (false flax), 580 nucleotides. NCBI's taxonomy places the organism in Eukaryota, Viridiplantae, Streptophyta, Magnoliopsida, Brassicales, Brassicaceae. The record is from RefSeq and is a predicted model, not a curated record.